Messenger RNA from Cyprinus carpio (common carp), 2067 nucleotides. RefSeq names its product BCL2/adenovirus E1B 19 kDa protein-interacting protein 2-like. Gene Ontology annotation, cellular component: cytoplasm. Lineage: Eukaryota; Metazoa; Chordata; Actinopteri; Cypriniformes; Cyprinidae. The record is from RefSeq and is a predicted model, not a curated record. Gene Ontology annotation, biological process: apoptotic process.
CAUUAUGACAGGAAGCGGUGCGUGUAAUCGAGUCAGACUUCAGCUCAGUUUACCCGAGAGCCUUACGAAAGAAUGACGGCCGGUUAAAGCAGCAGAUGAGAUGUGUCUGCGGAGUCUGUCAGCUGUUAAACCUGCCCUCUAGACCGCUGUCGACUGUUUUAAAUGUUAUUUCCACGUGCUCUGCUAUGAUAGAAUCACAUUUCCGGUCGUUAUACGCGUUAAACUGACAGCGGUUGCGCUUUCGGAAGGAAGCGGGAGAGGAAGAGGGACUGACUGCGCACUGCUGGCCCACUAAACACACUCAACGGGAAGUUUACUUAAAAGGGCAAGAUUGCUUUCCAGCAUACUUGAUAGGUCAAAAAAUGCUCGUAAUUUAAACAUAAUCUGUUAUAACUAUUUAUAUUAAUCAUAGAUAUCAAAGACUAUGUGAAGCCGUUAUUGUUUGAAUUUUAACGGUUGUUUUCCGUGCAAAGGAUUGUUGUUCUUGCGCUUUUGCGGAUCGAUUAUAACUUAAUCGAUCAUGGCCACAGAUAUAAUAGCGACUGAAGAAGUCUCAAACCAGAGAGACUCGAGUGAUCUGAACAAAAGUAAUCCCGAAUCAGACACACCCAACCAGACAUCUGAGACGCAAGAAAACAGAAAUAUAAGUAGCGCAUUGCCGUUAUCGUUAUCAUCAUCAUCGGUUCAUUCUGGGGAAGAACCACCUCGGGACUCGACAGCAGGGAAUAGUUCGCAGGCGAAUGGAGGCAGUCCUGUCCGAACAGGAGAUCCGCCGCAGGAAGCAGCGACUCCAGACAAUAGACAAAAACAAGGCGUGAGGACUUCAACUCCUGCGCGAGCGCAGCAGACACCCUCUUCACCAGCUGAACACAACGGAAGUUUUGAGCACCAGGAGUCGGUUGCUACCACAGAGGCGCGGCUGAGAAUGGAGGGGGUGGAGCUAAAGGAGGAGUGGCAAGAUGAGGACUUCCCCAGGCCACUCCCAGAAGAGGAAGAUAUUCAUCUUGAUGAGGAGCUGUUCACCGGCUCUUCUGGUGAAGGAGCACCUUCUUCACAGUCUUACAGACUUAACAGUUCAAAGAAAACCAAAAAGAAGCUUUUGGCUCCAGACAUCAGCCUCGACCUAGACCACAGUGAGGGUUCGGUCCUGUCAGAUGAGCUGGAUGAGAGUACAGAACUGGACCUGGAUGAUAUAGACACCCCUUCAGACAACAGCAACGAGUUCGAGUGGGAAGAUGACCUCCCAAAACCCAAAAAUGCAGACCUGUUGCGUAAAGGAGUGGAGUCAGUGGAGGAGUUCGCCAGCACGGAGGAACGGGAGGAGGGCCGUCGCUGGAGGGUCUUCCGCAUCGGAGAGCAGGAGCACCGGGUGGACAUGAAGGCCAUUGAGCCCUACAAGAGGGUUAUCAGCCAUGGAGGUUACUAUGGCGAUGGAUUGAAUGCCAUCAUCGUCUUCGCUGUUUGCUUUAUGCCUGAGAGCAAUCAACCAAAUUACAGAUACAUCAUGGACAAUCUUUUCAAGUAUGUCAUAGGAACUCUAGAGCUGCUUGUAGCUGAGAACUACAUGAUUGUAUACCUGAACGGAGCCACUUCACGCCGAAAGAUGCCCAGUGUGGGCUGGCUCAGAAAAUGCUAUCAGCAAAUAGAUCGAAGGUUAAGGAAGAAUUUGAAAUCAUUGAUAAUUGUGCACCCGUCCUGGUUUAUUCGCACCCUCCUGACCCUCACAAAACCUUUUAUAAGCUCAAAAUUCAGCAAGAAAAUCAAGUAUGUGUACAGCCUGACAGACCUGGCUGAGCUUGUCCCGAUGGAGUAUGUUUCCAUACCAGACUGCAUUAAACAGUUUGACGAAGAAAAAAAUAGGAAAAAACAUAAAAGGAUUGACCAGGACAUGCGUGGGAAGGUAGAGAUAGCCACUGCUGCAAUGCCAGAGUGAGUCGGAGGAGUUGAAGAGAAUGUAUUGGGUUUCUUUUAACUGGAGAACGCAAGAUCUUGAUGUCAGAAAAGUGCCUUUUAAAGGAAUAGUUCACUUCAAAAUGAAAAUUCUGCCAUCGUUUACUCACUCUCAUG